AUGAUGAACCUCGACACACGCUCGAAUUUUACCUGCCGUUACUGUAGCUCCCCUACAUGCUGUACAAACACCCAACAUUUCGGACCGAAAGAAUGCGCAUCGAAAUCGUCGAAUCAAGUAAACUUUUCCGAUCGGAUGAAGUUCGGUCAAUUGCCAGCUGCAUCAAUGGAAGAAUUGUUCCCCAGCCCGCGCCUCUGUGAUUCGACCGCUUGGCGCGCACCCUGCCAAAAGGCCUCCGUUGCUACAAGCAUAUCAAGGAAAGAUGACCUCAUUGCUUCUGCGUGCAUUCUUGGCUCUUCACCAUCAUCACUCAAUCAAAAUCAUCCCCCUUGGGCAACCCCCCGGAGCUUCUAUGGGGUGUUCGCUACGUCGGUAAUGUUCACAAGCCAUGCCUUUACGGAACAUGGACCACCACAUCGCCUAAACAAAACGCUGAGUCCAGGGGACUUCGGCGGUGAAAGACGACGACAUGCCCGUGCCGCAAAUGACCGCUGA
This is a messenger RNA of Plenodomus lingam JN3, 495 nucleotides long. NCBI's taxonomy places the organism in Eukaryota, Fungi, Ascomycota, Dothideomycetes, Pleosporales, Leptosphaeriaceae. The record is from RefSeq and is a predicted model, not a curated record.